Messenger RNA from Zychaea mexicana, 391 nucleotides. RefSeq lists its product as uncharacterized. Bases 86 to 325 code for a protein of 79 amino acids. Lineage: Eukaryota; Fungi; Mucoromycota; Mucoromycetes; Mucorales; Lichtheimiaceae. The record is from RefSeq and is a predicted model, not a curated record. The transcript has a single exon.
AGCUGCUGUGCACGGUGCAACGAUUAUUGAGCAAGACGAGAGGCACACAACAGUAACCUGCUUAAGCUGUGGCAGCGCUCGGGUCAUGGGUGGUGCCGAAGUAUACCGGUGUCACGGUUGCGGUGCGGUAAUGCACCGUGACAUCAAUAGCAGCAAAAUCAUAUUCAUAGAAGCGCUUAUGGCUAGACGCCUUGUACAGAUUGAUGAUGAUCAAUACUUUCGCAUAUAUACUCUUAUGGCAAUGUACCCUUUUGACUCGCCUACUAAACUCACAUCAACACUACCCAUAAUCUUCCGCUAUUCCCAACAUUCAAGUCGACUUUGACAGCAACAACAACGACAACAACAGGCAUACAAAGUUUAUGAUGACAGUGACGAUUGGGCAAGACAA